CCGGAAAGGCUCGUCACUGGCUUUCGCUGACGACCCUUGGGGCGGCGCGGGCGGAUUGUUGUUUCGGUCUGCGCGCUGCAGGUAACCAGGAAGCUGCAGUAGUGGUGAUGUAACGUAAACGUGCAUGCGUGGUGGCUUGAUACUGAUGCUCCUUAUGGUCCAUCCCGUUUGGACUGCGCCGCAUAUCAGAAGACUCCCCAAGAGGAAGAGAUAUGUGCGUGUGUACUGGUGCGCACGCAAGGGCUGUACAGUAUGGAUGCAGAUCGUGGCGCUUGUGCACUGUGCUUCGUUGUGUGAUUCAUUUUUCUUUGGGAGGGGAGAGUCAUAUGUACCCUUGUUUGGUGUAUUUGUUUGUGGGUGCUGUGCUUGAUGUCUCUCUGCUUUAAGUACGAACGAGAUUCUCUCUGUGGCAGUCUGGUCCAACGUCAUUUAUCGCUAUAUCUUGUUGAA
Messenger RNA from Pseudovirgaria hyperparasitica, 450 nucleotides. RefSeq lists its product as uncharacterized. The record is from RefSeq and is a predicted model, not a curated record. The transcript has a single exon. The coding region runs from base 125 to 370 and encodes 81 amino acids. NCBI's taxonomy places the organism in Eukaryota, Fungi, Ascomycota, Dothideomycetes, Acrospermales, Acrospermaceae.